Molecule: messenger RNA, 3489 nt
Organism: Schizosaccharomyces cryophilus OY26
Lineage: Eukaryota; Fungi; Ascomycota; Schizosaccharomycetes; Schizosaccharomycetales; Schizosaccharomycetaceae
Product: uricase
Exons: 3
Coding region: 1067-1957 (296 amino acids)
Biological process (GO): purine nucleobase catabolic process; urate catabolic process
Cellular component (GO): peroxisome
Molecular function (GO): urate oxidase activity
Source: RefSeq, a predicted model, not a curated record
GGAAAAGACAAGCCCAAAUGAAGUUUCCUAUUCAAGCUAACCACUUGAAAGCGAGGAAUGUGUUCUAAUAGUUGCAAUUUUCUAUUUCCUGGGCAUAAGAAUCUUUCGUGCGUCUCAUUACGAACGACCAGUAUGGACAGUAUCUGUCAUUAAAGUCAGAAAAUUUUUUUAUUAAUAGAGUAUAUGAAUUUAUAGUACUGUAUCGUUGAUUUCAUAAAGUAUGGGUCCAAAUCGAAAAAAAUCUUGCGAAUUCCAACAUCGGUUGCAACCCCUGAUGAACUGAAAGAUUAUUGAACGUUAAAUCGGUUGUAAAAAUCUUAUGAGUUUUUUCCCAAUCAACUUCGUUUUUUUUCACUCCGAUUUUUUAACCCCAAAGGAGUUCGGUAAUACAGUUUUCGGAUAACUUGGUACCGCCCUCCUUAGAUAAUUGAUAUCUAUAAAGAACGAACGGUUACGUACGUAAUUGAGUCCGAAGGUAGUGAAAGUCGGUAUGACAUUGUUCUAAAAAAACCCGUCGGGUAACUACGGUGAAACAAGUUGAAUGAAAGAGUUUAAACAAAAUCUUCAGCGCUUUCUGGAAAGAAGGAUGGAGCGUUCGUGGUGUCAGGGAUGUUAAAUCCGACUUUGAACAGUGGACGAAAAGAAUGCUGUAAACAAAGUUGGAAGGAGAAUCAAUUAGCAACACCUUAACCAGAAACAAGGCAUCUUUCUGGAAAAUAUUUUCAAAGCUUAAUUUAAAAGUUUUAAAUUGCUGUUCCCUUUCAUUUCUGUCUGUUUUUUUCUUUCCUCCUUCUUAUGAUGCUAUGCCGCCUCCGAUGUAUCGCAUCGCUGAAACGGGCACUAUCUGAAAGAAAAGGUUCCUUUACUAAGGAACGAGAUACGCAGAUUUUGAAUGCACAUUUGGAUAGUGGUGAGAAAAGUUAUAUAAAGAGAACAGACACUCAAAAAAAUUCAUAAAGUGACCACAUUACUACUUACACAUUAAAGAAGUCUUCUUUUUCGAAACGCCUUUGUAAACAACAUUCUUUUUUUUUUCAACACUUAAACUAUAUUUUUUGUAAUUAUCAUGACGAUAAAUACCUAUGUCAAGGAAGCCUCCUAUGGUAAGACCAUGGUCAGAUUUAUGAAGAAAGAUGUUUGUCCGGAAUCAAAAGUUCAUAACGUUUACGAAAUGGAUGUUCAGAGUAUGCUGAGUGGCGAGCUCGACGAGUCGUACACCAAAGCCGAUAAUUCUAUUGUUAUUCCUACCGACACUCAAAAGAAUACCAUUUAUGUGUUUGCAAAAAACAAUGAUGUUAGCGUACUUGAAGUGUUUGCCGCUAAGCUUGCAAAACACUUUGUUGAUCGUUACAAGCAUAUCCAUGGAGCUACAGUUGAUGUCACCAUCACUCCGUGGUCCCGAUUGACCGUUCGUGGUAAACCUCAUAAUCAUUCCUUCAUUCGUAACCCUAGUGAAGCCCGCAAGACCCAUGUUGCUUUCACUGAAGGUAAGGGAUUCGAUGUUGUCAGCUCCUUGAAGGACGUCUCAGUCCUAAAGAGUACUGGUAGUGGCUUCAACAAGUUCCACAAGUGUGAAUUCACUACCUUGCCAGAAGUCGAUGACCGUAUUUUUUCUACUAACAUCGAUUGUAACUACUCCUUUAACCAUUUCGCUACUUUGGACGAGCUUGCUUCUUAUGAUUUUAAUCACGCCUACGAAACGGUGAAAGAAAUCACUCUUGACACCUUUGCAAUGGAUGAUAGUGCAAGCGUUCAAGCUACUAUGUAUAAGAUGGCUAACCAAAUUAUCAAUAAACUCCUUGUUAUCGCCGAGGUGUACUAUGCUCUUCCCAAUAAGCACUACUUUGAAAUUGAUCUCUCUCCUUUCGAUAUUGACAACCGAGGCCCUAAUUGCUCUUUGUAUCAACCUCAAGCCUAUCCUUCUGGCUAUAUCACUUGCACCGUUGCUAGAGAUUAAUGUUCUUUCUGCAAAGACUUUCAUUAUUAUCAUCACCUAAUUUCAUGAUCCCUUCUAGUCACCAGCUUUCUAUUGCAUCUAUUCACUCCUUUUUGUUUACUGUAAAUGGCUUACAGGGUGUUGGUAUCUUGUUCCAAUUGAUGUAAAUAGAGGUGAAUGAACAAUAACUAUUUCGCAAAGAGGAACAAACGACCUACUUGACAUCACCUUUUUCAAUUUCAUGUUAGCGAAAUUAUAAUUCAUUCGCAUAAUCAAGAAAUUCUCUCUAAAGUACUGUCUUACUGAUUUGAACAAUUAAUGUUUCAGCAAAUUUUAUCACUUUUAGGAAAUUGAUGCUUCCUCCUAGAUAGGACGGCUUCAAGUUCAUUUACAAGCUGGUUGGAAAGCGUUCGCUAUAAGAGGCCAAAGCUAAUGAAUUUCAAUAUGUCAAGAAAGCAAAGUUCAUCAACGAUGUAAUUUGGUAUAUAACGACUUAUAAGCAGAUACUUUUAAGACUUUUAACGCAAAUCGAAAACGUAUAAUGAAUUGAAGCAUGUUCUUUCUUCAUUCACUUUUAUUAUUUUUACUAUUCUUACUUUUACUAUUUAUUUAUUCUCUCUACUUAUGAGCCCCAGGUAGUCAUCUAUCAUGUUCAGAGAAAGAUAUACCAUGAAAUUAAUAGAUGGGUUUAUUUUGGACAUAUAAGUAUGUGAACUCAGCUCCAUUAUUGAAAAUGAAUAUCUCGUUCUGAUAGUAAAAACUCUUCAAAGUCUGUUACUUUAAACUCAUAUCGAGAAAAUACGUGAUGAAAUCUUUAACUGUAAAUAAACCAUUGACAAAAUUAGCGGCGAUAUUGGACAUCCCUAGGAAUAGACACGUGAGGACUUUUUAAAGUCCAAGCAAUAGCGAGCUGAGCAGGAGUCGCACUGCUUCUCUCUGCAAUCUUACUAACUUGGCGAAUCUGCUCGAUUUGCUUCUUCCCUUCAGGAGAUUCAAGAUUAGCAGCAUCUCUGAAUAAGUUGUGUCAAGACGAGGGUGUUUAGGAAUUCCAUUGUUGUACUUUGCAGUAAAAAUACCAAACUUCAAUAGACUCCAAAUAGUAGCACCAUAGCCAUAGAUCUGUUGAAGAGGAAGUAGAUUUUCUCAAGGUUAUCCCGAGUUACAUUAUUGUAUGAAGGCUGAUCAGCAAUAGGGGCAAUCAAGUUGUACUUGGUAGCAAUGUGGUGAGCAUGUUUGAUUUCAAAAAAAAUAAACCCACUCAGACGUACCCGAGUAGAAAGCUUACCCUCAUGGCUGGUUUGAGUAAAUAGUUGUCCUUAACGCCAAAUUUGCAACUAUGAUCUAUCUGAUACUAUUUCAGCUUGAUUGAUUAUAUUCCUUUAGGGAACAAACAGACUACUUUAUGAAUUGAAGGUAACCGUAUGUCUUCAAACGUUCGAAACCGCUUUGUUGUUGUCGUUUUUGAUGGAUCUUAUUAGAAGAAUUUUCUGAAACAGUUACCUCUAUUAGUGUUAGUUAUUUAUAGUAAGUAAGCAUAAUUAAUGUACAAUGAU